This is a messenger RNA of Schistocerca nitens (vagrant locust), 6228 nucleotides long. RefSeq names its product beta-1,3-galactosyltransferase brn. NCBI's taxonomy places the organism in Eukaryota, Metazoa, Arthropoda, Insecta, Orthoptera, Acrididae. The transcript has a single exon. Gene Ontology annotation, molecular function: UDP-glycosyltransferase activity; hexosyltransferase activity. Bases 304 to 1467 code for a protein of 387 amino acids. Gene Ontology annotation, cellular component: membrane. The record is from RefSeq and is a predicted model, not a curated record.
UCAGUUCGUACGGAAAUUUCUCUUACAUGUGUAAUGUGAAUGCCAUUUAUAGUUAAAUUAUAUACUUCAGUCCUUCAUUCUGAAUGUGCAUUAUUUGAACACUUAGUAAUAUGAGGAUACUCUUCGGACUUUCGGAGUUUGUUUAUAGUGCCCGAGUAGCGAUAUUCAUUUGUUCAGGCUUGUAUGUUUCGAAAGUGGGCGCUGAGAUAUUUUGUUUAUAUCAUCCAUCGAAUAUAUGUGUGAUUUGUUGUGCAGUGUGUUUUUCAGUUGUGACACAGGUUCGUUAUCUCCCAAUAAUGUAAAAUGAGAUUAAAACCCUUUCGUGUAAAUAAGAAAUGGAUAUUGUUAUUUUCUGUGACUAUGUGUUUCUUCGGCUAUUUCGGGCUGUUCACUCAUUUAUUUGAACGAGAUUAUAAAAGCAGCUUCAGCUACCCGUAUGAGGGUGAUAUACGACGUUUUGUAGACCAGCUUAAGAAUAACGAAACACCUGACGUUAAGCCAAUCAAUGUGUACAAUUAUAGUUUCAUUUCUGCGUGCACGAAGAAGUGUAGCACUCCAGACAAAGAAGUCCUUCGAAUAGUAUACAUUGUAAAAUCUGCACUGCCUAAUUUCCAUCGCCGAAAGGCAAUACGAGAAACGUGGGGAUUUGAAAAGAGAUUUUCUGACGUGCAAAUCAGAACAGUUUUUGUUCUUGGUGUGACUGCAGAUGAUCGAAAACUGCUACAAGAAGUUCAGAAAGAAAGCGCAAGACAUGGUGACAUUGUGCAGGCAAACUUCAUCGAUGAUUAUUUCAAUAACACUAUUAAGACAAUGAUGGGAAUCUCAUGGGCUUUCACAUAUUGUCCCAAUGCGCAAUUCUAUUUUUUCAGUGAUGAUGACAUGUAUGUAUCAACAAAGAAUGUAUUGAGGUUUAUACGGAAUCCGGCUCACUACCCGGAAUAUUUAGAGACUCCUGUCAUUUCACUAAGGAGACGCGAAAAACGGAACGUAAUUGAAGGACGUACCUCACACGACAUGCAAUACAAUACUUCUGGUCAGAUGAUGCGACGCUUACAUCAAUUUCAAGAUUUUGAAUUGGCUGACGAUGUUGUUUUAUUUGCAGGGUAUGUAUUUGUAUCUUCGCCUCAGAGACAUUUUAGCAGUAAGUGGUAUGUACCAUUGUCGGAAUACCCAUAUAAUAUGUGGCCCCCGUACGUCACUGCAGGAGCAUACAUUCUUUCCCGCAACGCCCUAAUUGACAUGUAUUAUGCUAGUCUGUACACAAAACAUUUCCGAUUUGAUGAUAUAUACUUGGGAAUUUUGGCAAAAAAGUUGGGAAUUGAACCUUUUCAUUGCAGUGAAUUUCAUUUUUAUAAAAUGAAUUACAAUGUCUAUAGUUACCAUUAUGUAAUAGCUUCACAUGGUUAUUCUGACCCUGAUGAAAUAAUCAGAGUAUGGAAUGAGCAAAGAAGUGUCGGCAAUGCAUAAAUACUUUUAAUUCAGUAUGGUGUCACCUGGAGCUGGGAGGCAGAUCUUAUACAUACAAAUAAAACUGUGGAUGUUUAAAUCUAGUCCAAUAGCCAAAAAUGUUAACUAAUUUUAAAUAUUGUGAAAAAUCAGUUACCUAAUAUAUAAACAUCACUUGUAAAUGACAAAGCGUGACAUCCAUUCAGUAAUAGUGAAUUUCACCAAUCUGUAAUACUCAUAAUUAUGUAAAUGGUGAGUAAUUAGCUGAUUUUAUUGCCAGUGUGACUGACAAAGAAUUUGCUUAUAUAUCAUCUGGUGCUAUAGUUGAUAUGCCAAUUCAAAAUUUUUUUCAUUUUAAGAAACCAAGUGAUGCAUGUGAUCUAGCAGUACAGGAGUGAUGGCAAAACUUUGAGCUGAGUGGAAUUUUUUUAUUGCACCUACCCUUUUUGUAGAACACAUUUAUUGUGACAACCUCUGUAUCUUACGUCCAAGGUAAACGUUAUAAUUAAAAUCUAUUUAAGAUAAUGUACUGAUAAUGUAAAAAUAUAUAAAUUCACUGCUCAUUUACAAUUAAGAUGAUCUCAUUUAUGGUGUUAGCAGACAAUGCAGAACAAGUUUUAAUCAUAUUUCAUUUAGACCAUUUUUUUAGUAGAAAUAAUUUAUAAUUAAGUUUUCACUGUAAUCAUUAUUUUACUGAAAGGCAGAGAAGAAGCAAAUGUUAGCAGUAUGGCACUGUUGGUGUCUUGGCAAUGUUGAAAUUAUUAGCAAAUUGAAUUACGAUAUAAUUUUUUUAUUGUAUUCUAAAUGGAGUAUUUCAAAUCUUGUGAACAAGAUGGCUCAUUGUCUGUUAACUUAAAUAGAUGUUCCUGAGCUCACACUAAAAGACUGACAAAGAAUGUAUAAUGGAGAUGUUAAAUGAGUGGAGCCAGAAAUUAAAGAAGAAAGCAGUGAUAUUGUUAAUUACAUGGAUCAUUUUGGGUAAACUUUUAUUAUUAGAACUGCUGAUGUUAAUCUCACAACCAAAAGACUGAGAGAGAAUGUAUAAUGUAAUUGUAUAAAAGAACCAGGAACUAAUAAAGCAGAAAUUCUGCUGAUGAGAUGAAUUAUUUCUACUUGUCCAAAAUGUUCCUGAGUUACAUAAGAAAUGUACUGAACUAAAUUAUUGUUGUCAACGGAGGCAUCCGAUGCCACCCGUCGGUUUUGACCUGUGAUGUAAGGGUGGUGUUGUGUGACGUCAUGAUGGCAUGGAGUUCAGUUUAUGAGUGUGUUGUGUUUGUAGAUGUCGUCUUGUUGCGGUUGGUGCCCUCUGGUGGUGUGUAUAUGGUCCGCGUGUUAUGUGGUGUAUUGGGUUCAUUUGGGUGUUGGUGCUUGAAGUGUGCAUUUAUCGGUCGUGACUGUUGUAGAAGAACGGAAAUUUUGAUGUUAUUGGUUUGCUGUUUGUCGCGCGGUAAGUCAUUUAAUUCAGUUUGGAGAUAUGUGGUUUUUGGUGUCGUGAGCUGCUGUUGACCUAUAUAGGUCAAGGGAAGUGUCAUAUUCCAAUUUUUGUUGUUUUAGGUGUUGGUUUUGUGGUAUCGACAGUCAUGGUGUGAGUAUAAUUUUUGGAAUAGUUGGUUUUUAUUUUGUGGUAUCGACAAUUGCAAUUGAGCUCUGUAGGUGAAGGGAAGUGAGCGAUUCCUGUCGAUAUUGUAAUUGUAGCGGAAUUUGGGAAUUUUGUGGUGUUUUUAGGUCAUCAUUUUGUGUGGUUCGGGAUCAUGGUGUGUGUGUGUGUGUUUAUAUUUAGUUUGUCUCCAGCCAGAAACCCCUAAUUUCCCACAUUGGUCCAGUUAGUCUCAUUAUAUUUUUGGAGGGAGAUGUUUGUUGGUUUUAUAUGUAUUUUCAUGUCCGUUGUCGUGUUUAUGUAAUGAUGUCAUAAGCGUGUAUUGGAGACAUUAAGAAUGAUUGUUUCCGCCAUAUUGGUGAUGUCAUAGGUCAAAGCAGACAGGUGGAAUCGGACUCUUCUGUAUUCUCGUUGUUGCCUACCAACUAACUUUUACAUACACAUUUCACAGAUAUAUUUUAUAACAAGUCUGACAUGUUUUAUAUUUUUAACAAUUGUUUUGUAGUAGUUAUGAGGACCACUGACAUUAGCCUUCGCAGACUGUAUUGUAUGAAUCGGGAUCAGUAGGCAGAAGUAAUGUUAGAAGUCUCAGACUAGCUAACACUCUUGUUUUCAUUAAAUGCUUGCAUUUGCUAUUUUGCCUAUACUAAAUUCAUCAAAACAUUUCCUUACAUCAGAAUGACUUCUUCUGUUUUCUGGUCAUAUAACUGUAUUUAGAGAAAUAUGAGAUUUGUAAUUUUUUCUUUCAUCUGGCAUUAGUCAUAAUGUUCCAGUGCCAUGAACCAAUUAAAAAAUUCAGUUCUUCUUUAUGCUACUGUAAUUAGAACUCUUAGUCUAAAUUUGAUGGAAGGUGCAUAUUUUCAAUCCAGGUAGGUUCAAAAAUUUAAUACCUCAUUUUGCAAUGGCCGAGGACCUAUUCGUUGAAAAGUACGUUAAAAUAUAUGUAAAAAGAAUAUUCAUCUAACGGAAAAAGAUCUGAGAUAACUCGCUUCUAGUGCGACACUUUUGCCUGUGCCUUAAAAAUAUGCAAAAUUGUUUUAUACUGUUAUAAUGUAUCAUCAAGAGUAUGUGGUAUUUGAGUAUUUCGUUCCCCCACGUACAUCAUUUAGUACUUUUGCUAGUAUAGAUGCUUUCCUACUCAUCUAUAAUAAUUGGCAUUAUUCAGUUUCCAUUGCUUCUCUUUCUCAGCCAGAUCUGUGGGCGUUUCGAACUGUGCAUCAGUGCAAGCAUAUUCAGCAGUGCUUGUAUAUAUGUCAUAAAAACCGAUUACUUUCUUUAUUAAGAAACUAAUAUCUGUAUCUCUUAAGUUUGUUGCCAAAUCCAAGAUUAGAUGAAAAUAAUGGUGGUGAUCCGGCAGGGGGAGAAGUGGUGGCAUAAACUCUUUGAUCACCAGUCUUUGUGCCAAUGUCCUGUGUUAAAUCCCAAAUGUCUCCACAUUGUCUCAUGAGGUGAGGCCAUUUGGCUCUGUUGACGGUGGUCCAUCUGUAGUAUGGGAACGUUAAGUUCUUCGCCCCUCUGAUGCUAUUUGAGAGAAGUAGGCUAAGUGCUGGCACCAGGUUUCACACUCCCCCCCCCCCCCCACCCCCCGUCUCCCAGCCAUUUGUGCCAUACAAUUUUAGAUUACAAGCAGAAUUUGUGAAUGACUUUUGCAGUAUUUUUUAGACUUCUUAUUUAACUCCCAUGGGUCACCAGUGUGACUUCAUUGAAGUGCACCACCUCUAGCAGUAAGUUAUAACUUCAUGGUAAGAUAGUAAGAUUAUAGCUUCACCUUUGUCAUUGUAUUUUCCUGCAAAUGAGAGGUAUUUUGUUUUCUAUGAUAAUGUUACCGGGAAACUCCUAUUUUCACCUAUUAAAAAAGAAAUUUAUCCACUGUUAACACUAGUAUUUUCUAAACUGCUUACAACUGUGUGUCUUGUCUUCAGUAUUUUCUGUCAUUUACACAGAAUUUUUAUUUUUCAUUUUAAUUUUUUUAUGAAGCCUUGAUAUUUAAUUCUUAUUCUAGGUGUAGGAAGAUAAAACAUUGACAGAAGUGAAACUCUAAUCCAUGAUUUCCCUAAAUCACUUCAGGCAAAUGCUGGGAAUAGUCCCUCUGAAAGGGCAUGACCGAUUCCUUCCCUAAUCCGAUGGGGACUAAUGACCUCACUGUUUGGUCCCAUUCCCUCAAAUGAACCAGUCUAUGUUAGAACUGGAAAGGAGAAAGUAAGACUGCACAGGAUCUGCCUCAUAUAACAGAAGAGUUCUUUGAAAUGUACAUUGGGAACUCCGUUAAAAACUAACAGUCAUUUAUUUAUUUAUUUUUUAUUGAAAGUGUGUGAUGAAGACAAAAUGACAGAGUACUAAACUGAGAAUAUAGAUUUUAGUGAUGUCACAUGAACUUUAAUGAUCUGUAUCUGAGUAUGUACACCAGUAGUAUGGAAAGAUAUGUUAGGCAGUCAGUUGUUCCGAAAAGGGAAACAAUUCAUUAAUGUUAAAGUUGUAAAUUUGGAGCCAUGUGCUUCCAAUCCCUGUACAAGUCUGACAAGUCUUUAGGUUUCUUAGUUGUUUAAGGCAAAUGCUGUAAUAGUUCCUUUUGAAAGACCAUGGUUACUCAUACGCCCAAUCCUUCUGUUAACUGAACAAGAGUCCUAACUUUUAUAGUUCAGACCACCACACCCUUUCGUAUUAUGUAGGGAUGUAAAUUAUUACAAAAUCAUGUGUAUUAAGCAACACACAAUUUGAUCAUAGCAGAAACGGGACAAGAUUGCUGCUUACUUUUUAUUUUUCCACUCUUAUCUACCCAGUGAUACAGGAUUUACUUUUGACACAGCUUAUAGCUUCGUCUUUUGGAGAUACAAAUGAAAGUAUCAUUUGAACCUAGAAAUUUAUCCACCUAUUAAAAGAAGUAAACAUUCCAUUAACUUUUGUACAUUCAUGUUACAUUGUGGAAAAUUGGAAAUUUGUGAUAAGGUCUUAUGGGGACCAAACUGCUGAGGUCAUCGGUCCCUAAGCUUAUACACUACUUAAACUAACUUACGCUAAGGACGACACAUGUUACCUUGUGUGUUUCGUUGCUCUAUUCAUAGUUUGUUAUUAUGAUCCAGAUAUAGGCAUAAAAUACAAUUGAGCCGUCCAUAAGUUGUAUGUCACAUAAUUCUAUGUUUGUACUGAAAUAUUUUGUGUUAUGUCAGUUUAAAAAACUAUUUGUA